AUGCGCAAACAGCAGCGAUGGUUUAAUGAUCAUCAUUUUGGUAACCGUGCGGCGUCGACAAGACUGGAAGAUUUGAUGGAACAUAUGGAACUUAAGGUGGAAUGGAGGUCAAACUUUCAGAAGCUGGCAGAGCCGCAAAAUGAAGAUUUGCAGACGGAGUUUCGUCAAGGAGGAGGUGUAUAUGAGAACAAUCGAAUCCAUACACGACAGAAUCGAUACAAUGAUGAGUGGAAAGAUGCUGAGCAAAUGCUUACUCGUAUUGACCGACGUGCACGGAUAUUGAUGCUGCAAUCAUUCCACAAGUUUGCGUUGUUUAUUGAAGCAAUUGAAUAUGUGGUCUUGCACUUUAUUCAGUGGUGCGAGGUCCCCUCGGAGCUGGAAAUUGCCGCACCGCUGUUCAGCGUACUGAAACGCCCGAUUGAGGUGAUGAAGGCAAGCGAAAACGAUGUGCGACUGAUACUGCCUUUGCUCGACUCGGCUUUCCAUCGUCUGAUCAUCCACAGCGUGUGCCAGUUUUACGGCGUGCGGUCACGAACUGAAACCAAUUGUCGUUUGAACGGAAAGAUUAUGGUGCUUAAGAGUCCAAAGAAGAAAAGUCUGUCCGACGAUAUGGCUCCUAUUUCGUUGUGCGACUUUAUUCGCGAAACGCGCAUUGCUCGACGGCAAGUCAUAGCAGGUUCGCUUGACGAACUUGCGUGUACUAGUCACGCGCUGGACAUGCAGUCGCGGGGUAGCGAUUGCAGCGAUGGCUUCUGUUUGGUAGAGGCCCCGGAGAUCUGA
Messenger RNA from Peronospora belbahrii, 780 nucleotides. The record is from the annotation of a GenBank genome assembly. Lineage: Eukaryota; Oomycota; Peronosporomycetes; Peronosporales; Peronosporaceae.